Messenger RNA from Cryptosporidium ubiquitum, 1545 nucleotides. Its product is annotated as serine threonine protein kinase. Gene Ontology annotation, cellular component: cytoplasm; nucleus. The transcript has a single exon. Lineage: Eukaryota; Apicomplexa; Conoidasida; Eucoccidiorida; Cryptosporidiidae. The record is from RefSeq and is a predicted model, not a curated record. Gene Ontology annotation, biological process: intracellular signal transduction; protein phosphorylation. Gene Ontology annotation, molecular function: ATP binding; MAP kinase activity. The coding region runs from base 1 to 1545 and encodes 514 amino acids.
AUGGAAGGAAAAUGUAUUCUACAUGGUUUAAAUAGAUACAAAACAAUAUGUGAAAUAGGUGAGGGCGCAUUUGGGGUCGUUUUUAAGUGUAAGGAUCUCAUUACAAAUGAAAUCGUUGCGCUUAAGGAGUUUAAAGCAGUCUAUUCGGAUGAAAAUGAAAACUCAUGUGUAAUGAAGAACUCAACAUAUCUGAAGGAAAAAAUAGAUAUCACUCAUAAUAAAAUUCUAAGAGAAAUUGCAACACUUAGGAGGUUAUACGGCCAGAAAAACAUUAUUCAAUUAAAAGACUUUUUUUUGCAUGAAAACCGAUAUUAUUUGUCAUUGGAAUAUUUUCCCCAAACACUUUUGCAAUAUCUGGAAAAAAGCCCCAAAGGAUUGCCUUUAGAAAUAAUUAAAUCAUGUAUUUACCAACUAUUGACAGCAUUGAAAAAGUGCCACUCUAUGGGAAUUAUUCACCGUGAUGUCAAACCCGAAAAUAUUUUAAUUAAAGAGGGUGAUAAAAACACGAAUUUGGAACUUAAGCUUUGUGACUUUGGAUUUGCGAGGUUUAUUCAACAAAAUAAAAGUUAUUCAAAUCAAUAUAAAGAUAGUUUAUCAAAAUCAACAGAUAAUUUAUACGUGGCUAACCGUCCACUUACAAGUUACGUUUCCACAAGGUGGUAUAGAGCUCCAGAAUUGCUCGUGAAAAGUGCAGAAUACGGACCAGGAAUAGAUGUCUGGGCAGUUGGUUGUAUAAUGGCAGAACUGAUUGAUGGAGAUCCCCUUUUUCCUGGAACAAGUGACAUUGAUCAGCUCUAUUUAAUAAGGAAUACAAUAGGGAAAUUAGACAAUAAAAAUCAAGGAAUUCUUGAAUCAGACAAAAAGCUCUACGAUGCAUAUAAAAAACAUUUUUAUAAUGGUUUUGUAUCUGGGUCAAAUUCAAGAUAUAAUACUGAUUCAAACAGAUCAAGUGGGGUAAUCCCCCCAUAUCAAAUAAUAUCAAUUAAAGAACGUUAUAAAAAGAAAAUUGAUUUAAUCACACUCGACUUUUUGGAAAAAUCCCUAACAAUUGAUCCAAAGAAGCGGCCGGAUUGUCAAGAAUUAAUGCUUCAUCCGUUUUUUUCAUCAAUAAACAGGGCUGAAAGAUUGACUAAUCAGGAAAAAGAGUACGUUGCAUCUUUACUGUUAAAUAAAACGAAUACAUCAAAAUCGUUCUCAUUGCCCAUUUUUGUGGGGUCUUUUUCUUAUAAUUCGGUUACAAAAAGAGAAAAAAAUGGUCAUAAAAACGAAAUAAACGCUAGUACAAAUAACUUCCCAAAUAAUGUUGAUAAAUCCUGUACAGAGCAAAAGUUUACUUUAAGUGAUGACAAAACCACUGCCCCUUCAACUCCAGAUGAGAAAUCUACUUCUAUAUCACACGGCGGCAUAUUCUGUAACUCAAAAAUUUGGUAUGAAAAAAUUUCACUCCCUAAACUCCCACAUAUUAUGCCACCUCCCCCACCUAAAAAUAUAAACAAUUUGAAAAAUGGGUCAAGUAGUGGGAUAACGGAGAGCAUCAAGCAAUAG